AUGGUCCAGAUCACCUCUGUCCUCGCCACCCUCUUCGCGGCCGUUGCCGUUUCGGCCGCGCCCACUGAUGCUCACGUCAAGAAGGCCACUCAUGUGGCGGCCGCUGCCUGCGUCUACACUUGCGGCAGCGUUUGCUACUGGCAGGAGGACAUUGACGCCGCCCUUGCCAAGGGUUCCCAGCUGCAGCAGUCCGGCAGUGCUAUCGACAGCUACCCCCACCAGUACAACAACUACGAGGGCUUCAGCUUCCCCACCUCGGCCCCGUGGUACGAGUUCCCCAUCCUGUCCAGCUACAGCGUCUACAACGGCGGCUCGCCGGGUGCCGACCGUGUCAUCUUCGACGGUCAGGGUAGCCUCGACGCGCUCAUCACCCACACUGGCGCGAGCGGCAACAACUUUGUCGCUUGCAAGAAGAACUAA
Dichotomopilus funicola is the source of this 420-nucleotide messenger RNA. RefSeq lists its product as uncharacterized. The coding region runs from base 1 to 420 and encodes 139 amino acids. NCBI's taxonomy places the organism in Eukaryota, Fungi, Ascomycota, Sordariomycetes, Sordariales, Chaetomiaceae. The record is from RefSeq and is a predicted model, not a curated record. The transcript is spliced from 3 exons. Gene Ontology annotation, molecular function: RNA binding; RNA nuclease activity.